Molecule: messenger RNA, 1776 nt
Organism: Mesoplodon densirostris (Blainville's beaked whale)
Lineage: Eukaryota; Metazoa; Chordata; Mammalia; Artiodactyla; Ziphiidae
Gene: MKS1
Product: MKS transition zone complex subunit 1
Exons: 18
Coding region: 8-1687 (559 amino acids)
Biological process (GO): cilium assembly
Cellular component (GO): MKS complex
Source: RefSeq, a predicted model, not a curated record
AGCUGUCAUGGCGGAGGCCGUCUGGAGCACCGACACCGGAGAGGCCGUGUAUCGCUCUUGGGACCCUGUGCGCAACCUCCGCCUCCGAGUCCACCUGCAAAGAAUCACAUCAAGCAGCUACCUCCAUUACCAGCCUGCUGCCCAGCCCGGGAAGGACCUCAUAGACUUGGCCACUUUUAGGCCUCACCCAUCCACCAGUGGACACCGCCCAGAGGUAGAUGAAGAGGAGGAGGUCGUGAUUGGGUGGCAAGAGAAGCUCUUCAGCCAGUUUGAAGUAGAUCUGUACCAAAAUGAAGCAGCCUGUCAGAGCCCUUUGGAUCAUCAGUACCGCCAAGAGAUUCUGAAGCUGGAGGAUCUGGAUGGCAGGAAGAACCGACGAAUCUUUACCUACACUGACUCUGAUAGAUACACCAAUUUGGAGGAGCACUGUCAGAAAAUGACCACCGCGGCCAGCGAAAUACCCUCAUUCUUGGUCGAGCGAAUGGCAAAUGUCAGGCGGCGACGGCAGGACAGGCGAGGGAUGGAGGGUGGCAUCCUUAAGUCACGAAUCGUCACCUGGGAACCCUCAGAAGAGUUCAUCCGGAACAGCCAUGUCAUCAACACCCCUCUUCAGACAAUGUACAUCAUGGCAGACCUGGGUCCCUAUGGAAAGCUUGGCUAUAAGAAGUAUGAACAUGUCCUCUGUACUCUGAAGGUGGACAGUAAUGGUGUGAUCACAGUAAAACCUGACUUCACUGGCUCCAGAGGACCCUACAGAAUCGAGACAGAUGGGGAGAAGCAGGAGCUGUGGAAGUAUACGAUAGACAACGUGUCCUCCCUUGCACAGCCUGAGGAGGAGGAGCGGGAACAGCGUGUGUUCAAGGACCUCUAUGGCCGGCGCAAGGAGUAUCUCAACAGCCUUGUGGGCACUGACUUUGAGACGACGGUACCAGGUGCCCUCCGGCUCUUUGUAAAUGGAGAGGUAGUUUCAGCUCAAGGCUAUGAGUUUGACAAUCUUUACGUCCACUUCUUCGUGGAACUGCCAACUACUAGCUGGUCAAGCCCAGCGUUCCAGCAGCUCUCAGGAAUAACACAGACCUGUGCCACCAAGUCCCUGGGAAUGCAUAAUGUGGCUUACUUCUCCUACCCGUUCACGUUUGAGGCCUCCUUCCUCCACGAGGAUGAAUCUGCCGGUGCUCUCCCGGCAUGGCCUGUGCUCUACUGCGAGGUCCUCUCGCUGGACUUCUGGCAGAGGUACCGCGUGGAAGGCUACGGGGCUGUGGUGCUGCCUGCCACCCCAGGCUCACACACGCUGACAGUCCCCACAUGGAGGCCCCUGGAGCUGGGCCCGGUGGCUGAGCUCAGGAGGUUUUUCAUUGGUGGCUCUCUGGAACUGGAGGACCUCUCCUACGUGCGGAUACCAGGAACCUUCAAGGGGGAGCGUCUGAGCCGCUUUGGACUCCGCACAGAGACCACGGGCAGCGUCACCUUCCGCCUGCACUGUCUGCAGCAGUCCAGGGCCUUCAUGGAGUCAAGCUCUCUCCGGAAGAGGAUGAGGAGCGUGUUGGACCGUCUGGAGGGAUUCAGCCAGCAAAGUUCCAUUCACAAUGUGCUAGAAGCCUUCCGUCGAGCCCGGCGCCGCAUGCAGGAGGCCCGAGAAAGCCUUCCCCAGGACCUCGUGAGCCCCUCGGGAACCAUGGUCUCCUAGCUCCCUGCAGUCCUGGCCCGCCGUGCACGAGGACAAGACGAGGGAUAUCCAAGGCCUGGGCCCUCUUCGUCUUUCUGAUUAGAGACCCC